AUGGCGGAGAAAGAGAGAAGGGGCCGCUUGGCUGGCUCCUUUCUCUUCUGCUUGCUGCACCAGCGAAGCAUGGGCAAAAGGAGCUCCUUUUGGAGCUCCUUCCCACAGAUACUAGAAGGGCACCCGAACGCCAUGCAGCGUCACGGGACAAUCACACCUGCGUUGUUAGAGGCGCAACUGGUGUCAUUUGAGGAGGUGGCUGUGUAUUUCACCAAAGGAGAGUGGGAUCUUCUGAAUCACAGCCAAAGAACUUUGUACAAGGUUGUCAUGCUGGAGAACUAUAGGAAUGUGGAUUUUCUGGGCAGUAUGAUGGCAGCACAGGCAGCCUGUGGAUCAUCUACUUGGAGUAGAGCAGAAAAGGCAGCCUUGAAGCUACCUCAGUGGGUGAUGUCCUUUGAGCAGGUGGCUGUGUAUUUCACUGAGGAGGAAUGGGAUCUCCUGGAUCCAGGCCAGAAAGCUUUCUACAAGGAAGUCAUGCUGGAGAACUUUGAGACUGUAGUCUUUCUGGAAACCCCCAAACCAGACCUUAUUACUUGGCUGGAAGAAGACCUGUCUGUCCAGAAUUCGAAGGAACAGAAAAUAUUGUCAGAUCAUGAUUGGGACAGUGAGAACUACCAGAGGCCAUCUCUUGAAUCCCUACAAAUUGCUACACAAGAGUGUGGAGAAGAAUCUGGAAAGAAUUUAAAAGGGACUGGAACAUUUUGGAAUCACCAAGGAACUAAGAAACUAUUGAAAAGUGUGAUUUGUGGAAAGAACUUCACUGAUACUACAUCACUUAUACAUCAAAAAACUCAAGCAGGGGAGAUGCCAUAUAAAUGCAUGACAUGUGGAAAGAGCUUCAGUCAGAAAUGGGACCUUAAGAAGCAUCAAAGAACUCAUACGGGCGAGAAGCCAUAUAAAUGCAUGGAGUGUGGAAAGUGCUUCAGUCAGAAUGGGAACCUUAAGCUGCAUCAAAGAACUCAUACGGGAGAGAAGCCGUAUAAAUGUACGGCGUGUGGAAAGUGCUUCAGUCAGAAAGGGAGUCUUAAGCAACAUCAAAGAACUCACACAGAAGAUAACCCAUUUAAAUGUAUAGUAUGUGGAAAGAAGUUCAGCAGGAAAGAGAGCCUUAAGCGGCAUCAAAUAACUCAUACGGGAGAGAAGCCAUAUAAAUGCAUGGAGUGUGGGAAGAGCUUUUAUGUGAGAUCACACCUUACCACACAUCAUAAGGUUCACACAGGGGAGAAACCAUAUAAAUGCAUAGAGUGUGGGAAAUGUACCCUUUAUUACUAA
This is a messenger RNA of Sceloporus undulatus (fence lizard), 1272 nucleotides long. Its product is annotated as zinc finger protein 157-like. Gene Ontology annotation, biological process: regulation of DNA-templated transcription. The transcript has 7 exons. The record is from RefSeq and is a predicted model, not a curated record. Bases 1 to 1272 code for a protein of 423 amino acids. Lineage: Eukaryota; Metazoa; Chordata; Lepidosauria; Squamata; Phrynosomatidae.